GAAUUUACUUUAUAAACAAUGCCAGUCAAGAAAAACAAUGAACGACGACUUUGAUUAAUCAACAAAUAUAACAAGUUAAGCAGAAAAUGAACUCAACAUUUAAAGGUUCUUUGUUAAUAGGAAACAUUUUUUCGAAGAAAUUUAAAGCACUGCGUUUUUUUAGCAUCACUGUUAAAAGCUAUUCAAAUGAGUCUUCCUCUAAAGGUUUUUUUCAAAAACUUAUGGACAUUACUCCUGUUUCACCUCAUAAAAGUGCCCACUCAAAAGUUUUGACACAAAACAAAGUUAUAUAUGAAAUACAAUUUGAAAAUGUCAAGCCAGAGUUUAGAAGAGAGUACUUGAAAGAAACUGCAUUGAUGAUGACAAGUUUAUCAAAUAACAAAUCUUUUCCUGGAAUAUUGGUAGGAAGUUGGACAACAUUGUAUGGUGACUUAGACCAAGCAGUACAUAUUUGGUCUUAUGCUGAUGGCUAUGAUGGAGCAAUGAACAGCAUUAGGUAUAUGAAUGGAAACAAGGAAUAUCAAGAAUAUGAACAAGUGAGAGGUCAUUGGUUAAAAAGCAGAAAAAACCAGCUUCUUCAAGAAUUUAGUUUUUGGGGAACUCCUCAACCACGAGGUCCAUCUCACAUCUAUGAGUUAAGAAGUUAUAGACUUAAGCCAGGUACUUUGAUUGAGUGGGGAAACAAAUGGGGAUCAGCUAUUCAAAUUCGACGAAAAGAUGCAGUAGGUGGCUUUUUCUCUCAAGUUGGAGAUCUUUAUGAAGUUCAUCACAUGUGGGCAUACCAUGAUUUGGAACAUCGCAAAAAGCAGAGAGAAGACAUGUGGGAGGCACCUGGAUGGGAUGAUCUUGUUGCAGGAACAAUACCGUUAGUUCGAUCGAUGGAAGCUCGCGUCUUACAGCCUAUAUCUAGUUCUCCAAUGCAGUAAUGUUUUACAUAAAAUGUUGUCGUUUUUCGUGAGUCUUUAUAUACAACGUAAAAGUUGAGUUUUUUUUUAAUACAUACAUUUUAAAGCAUGUUUAAAUGCUAUUUAAAUACGCGAUUCUCACUGAAACAAAAAGCGAUAUAUUUGUUAUUUCAUAUAUACAUAAACAUGUAACACCGCCUUUAAAUUGAUUUUUUGUAUGUAAGUCAUAGACGAAAAAUAUAACAUUUUUGCAAAAU
Messenger RNA from Hydra vulgaris (swiftwater hydra), 1162 nucleotides. Its product is annotated as protein NipSnap homolog 1. Gene Ontology annotation, cellular component: mitochondrion. NCBI's taxonomy places the organism in Eukaryota, Metazoa, Cnidaria, Hydrozoa, Anthoathecata, Hydridae. The record is from RefSeq and is a predicted model, not a curated record.